Hyaloscypha bicolor E is the source of this 1119-nucleotide messenger RNA. RefSeq lists its product as uncharacterized. Gene Ontology annotation, cellular component: NatA complex. Lineage: Eukaryota; Fungi; Ascomycota; Leotiomycetes; Helotiales; Hyaloscyphaceae. Gene Ontology annotation, biological process: mitotic sister chromatid cohesion. Gene Ontology annotation, molecular function: acyltransferase activity, transferring groups other than amino-acyl groups. The transcript has a single exon. Bases 1 to 1119 code for a protein of 372 amino acids. The record is from RefSeq and is a predicted model, not a curated record.
AUGGACGUCAAUGGAUCAGCAAACACGUUGAAUCCUCGAGUGCAGCCCACAAUCCGAUCAUUCUUCCAACCUCGACAGCCCAGUUACACAGCACCACCCUCUCUUCCCGUCAGCAAACCUGACACUUCACCUCCCCUAGCCUCACUCUUACAAACGCCCCCAUCAGCGGCCCAAAUGCCACAGAACACCACGUUAACAUCGACAGUCCAACCACAACGAUCCGUCACUCUCCCGCAACAAGCGACCAUCUCCCCCGUCCUAGAACAACACAUCCAACCGCUCCGGCGCAUAAACUCCCUUCUCCUCCCAAUCCACUACCCCGACUCCUUCUACCACAAAAUCCUCUCUCCAGACGGCCCCAUCUCCUUCUCACGAACCAUACUCUGGACCUCUCCUCCCUCCACAGACUCCCCCUCCGAAACCAAAGUCAUCGGCGGCAUAAUCUGCCGUCUCGAUCCCGCCCUCUCUCCUCUCUCAACACCCCGAGCCCCCAUAUACCUGGAAGGGACUCACGACAUCUACAUCCAAUCACUCGCACUCCUUUCUCCAUACCGCUCAAAAGGACUAGCCGCAGAGGUAUUACAGGAGAUUAUCGAGGCAGCGGUGAUGCAGGCUUCUGCUGCCCCGAUAGAGGUGAGGAUUGCGAGUUUAUACGCGCAUGUCUGGACAGAGAAUGAGGAUGCUUUGAAGUGGUAUGCUGCACGGGGGUUUAAGAGGGAGGAGCCAAUUCUCCACGGCUAUUACAGGAGGCUAAAACCGGACACUGCUUGGAUUCUGAGGAGACGGUUGAUGCCUACGGACCAUCUUGUCAAUUUACCUCUUCAAAUGUCUCAAUCAAGUCCGACUCCACCGCCAGCACCAAUCUCAACGCCAAUAGCUGCACCAGUGGCGACGAGGCCGGGGGCUCAAUACUCAGCGCGAUCUUUCCAAGAAAGAGGCCCAGACAGAGAAUGGAACGAUCUACCGGAAGAUGUUCUGGGGAACGUGAUGUUGAAGCCGCCUUCACAUCUAGGGAGUAGAGAGGGCAGUGCAACGAGCUCGAGGAGUAGUUCGAGGAGCGGCAUUGAAGGGAAGGGGAAGAAGAAGAGGGUUUAUCCUGCGGCUGCUUUUGGGAGUUGA